AUGACAAAUGUUUCCAUGAAGAAAUCAAAAUUGUUCGCCCAUCAACAGUUGAAGCAUCCUGCUUCUGUUGGAAAGGAGCGCAGCUAUUUCAGGAAGAAAGUGGAGUUACGCCAAAAGAAUGCUCCAAAAACUUUAGAAUUCUGCUUAAAAAAAGCAAAUGAGCAUAAUAACAAGACACUAAAAGUCAGUUAUGCAGUGAGUGAACUGGUUGCUAAGGUGGGGAAGCCACAUACAAUUGCAGAACGUCUGGUGAAGCCAGCAAUGUUGAUCUGUGCUAAAGAACUGCUAGGAGAACAGGCUGCCAACAUUCUACAAAAAAUCCCAUUGUCUAAUGACACAGUGAAGAGAAGGCAAAUUGAAAUGGCAGAAAACCUCGAGAAACAGCUUGUGGAAAAAUUAAAAGUUUCUAAGUUCUCACUACAAAUUGAUGAGACAACAAUCAACAAUUCUGCCUUAUUACUUACUUAUGUCCGAUAUAUUGAUGCAAUGGCAAUUCAUGAAGAAAUGUUAUUUAUAAAAAAGUUGAUUGACACACGAAGCGACACUAUAUAUGCGGCUGUUUACGACUAUCUGUACGAUAAUGGGAUCCCUCUGUCAAAUCUGUUGCAGAUUGCAACAGACGGUGCCAGCGCUAUGACCGGCAAACAGAAUGGCUUUGUAGCUAAAUUAAAAAAAGUUGCCCCUCAUAUAUUGGCAAUUCAUUGCAUCAUCCAUCGAGAACAUCUUUGUGCUAAAUCUCUCAAUGAUGACAUGGAACAUGCAUUGAAAGUCGCUGUUUCAACAGUGAAUUUUGUCAAAGCCAAUGCUUUGCAUGACCGCCUAUUUCAACAUUUAUGUGAACAUGAGGACCACCAGAGACUCCUCAUGCACACUGAAGUGAGAUGGCUUUCCAAAGGAAAUUCCCUAGUUCGUCUUGCUGAAAUGUGGGAUAUGGUUCUUAUUUUUGUUCAUGACAUGAAAACACAAGCUUGUAGCAAGAAGCAGAAAGAUAAAGCUGAGACUUUGUUUUCAGUGAUAAAUAACAACGAUACAAAAGCAAGGAUUUUUUACCUGGCUGACUUAUUCGCACAUGUCAACCAACUGAACAUGACACUGCAAGGGCGAAAUGCUAAUCUGAUAGAUAGUGCUGAGAAAGUACGCUCUCUUUUUGAACAAGUUAUGUCUCUGGAAGAUGCAUCUUCAAAAAAAUGA
Molecule: messenger RNA, 1191 nt
Organism: Octopus sinensis (East Asian common octopus)
Lineage: Eukaryota; Metazoa; Mollusca; Cephalopoda; Octopoda; Octopodidae
Product: SCAN domain-containing protein 3-like
Exons: 1
Coding region: 1-1191 (396 amino acids)
Source: RefSeq, a predicted model, not a curated record